Messenger RNA from Cervus elaphus (red deer), 1019 nucleotides. Its product is annotated as small integral membrane protein 10-like protein 2A. The coding region runs from base 261 to 467 and encodes 68 amino acids. Lineage: Eukaryota; Metazoa; Chordata; Mammalia; Artiodactyla; Cervidae. The record is from RefSeq and is a predicted model, not a curated record. The transcript has a single exon.
CCUGAUCCCGCCCCACGUGGCCCCGAGGCAGCCUAGGAGGGCGGCCCGGCGGGGCACCAGUGCCCGCUGUGGCCAGAGCACAGCCAGAGGAGGAGGGAGCACAGCCAGAGGAGGAGGGAUCCCGCAGUGCAGCGCAAUUAGCAUUUGCUGCCGCGCGAUCCACCUACCGCGCCGAUUCCCCCGCGAGAGCGUCCUUCUGUCCCCUGAACCAGCGGGAAUCACCUGGCUCUGGGCUCUGUAUCCGGGGCCACAGCAAACCGAUGGCAGCAGCAGCGGCCCUGUCGGGCGUAGCAGUGCGGCUGUCGCGCUCAGCCACGACCCGCGGCUCGUAUGGCGCCUUCUGCAAGGGGCUCACGCGCACGCUGAUCACCUUCUUCGACCUGGCCUGGCGUCUGCGCAUGAAUUUCCCCUACUUCUACAUAGCGGCUUCGGUGAUUCUAAAUGUCCGCCUGCAGGUACAUAUUUAGAGCAACUAACUUUGUGGCAGUGGGGAGGCCCAGCAGGAUGGCUGACCUCCACCCACUGGCUCACCCGCCCUAGAGCACAGUGCCCAGCUCGCCUCGCGCACACACACUUGCCGGCCUGUCCUGCUGUCGCUCCACCUUUUCAUAUAAACGCGAGGCUAGAAAUCAUUAUUUGUGGAAAGCCUGCAGUCUAACCAGGAAACUCUAAAAUAAACGAGAAGUUGAAUCUCAAGGAAGUAGCUAAUUCAAGGAACAGAACUUAAAAAUCUGAAAAUCCUCAGAAAUAUUUAAGAAGUUCUUCUGUACAUAAAGGGCUUCUUCCCUCGUGGCUCAGCUGGUAAAGGAUCAAAUGAGCACGCACGUUGGGAAAUUACAAUGAGCACAGGAUGCGCUAAAGGAGAAAAAAAAGGAAAAGUUACCAAGGACUUAAAUAAAGUGCACAAGAAUGGUCCAAAUCGGAAGCAAAUCUUCCAAAUUUGAAAAAGAAGUGAAAGGACUUCCCACUGGAUGGAAUCAAUUCUAGGCAAUAGAUGGAUGGAAGCUGGAGGAAACUGA